Messenger RNA from Pseudogymnoascus destructans, 7421 nucleotides. RefSeq names its product acetyl-coenzyme-A carboxylase (gene ACC1). The transcript has 4 exons. NCBI's taxonomy places the organism in Eukaryota, Fungi, Ascomycota, Leotiomycetes, Thelebolales, Thelebolaceae. The record is from RefSeq and is a predicted model, not a curated record. The coding region runs from base 344 to 7222 and encodes 2292 amino acids. Gene Ontology annotation, biological process: fatty acid biosynthetic process. Gene Ontology annotation, molecular function: metal ion binding; acetyl-CoA carboxylase activity; ATP binding.
CCUCCUCCCUUCAUAUCUCCAGCGUCCACCAUUCUCACAAGAAACAUCAUCUUCGCUCUCAUCACCCUAAAGCUCUGCUCUCUCUUCACCCCGCAGAUCCUCCUUCUUCUUUUGAUAUUCGAUUGUUAUUUCUAUACGAAUUCUUAAUACCCCGAAGCCCCGCAAGACCGCUCUUCUAUCUUCUCCAUCCAAUUUCCACGCCCAAACCUUUUAUUAUCCCUAAAGAGCCCGAAAAAACAUCCCUACGGUUCUCCCUCAACCGUAUACCAAUACACGACGAUAGCAUCGAACAAAUUGGCAGCCGCAACAGACUAAGCUCGUGUAAAUAAGCCGGUUCGAUAUAAUGUCCGUCCAGGCAAAGGCGGCUGACACUGUCGCCAACGGCGUCAAGGCCCACACCAAUGGCACUGUGCCGCUUGUCAACUGCUCGACACCGUCCUACGCAUCGAGACACAAGCUUGCAGACCACUUCAUUGGCGGUAACAAGCUGGAGAAUGCGGCGCCCGGCGCAGUGAAAGACUUUGUGGCGGCUUGUGACGGCCACACCGUGAUCACGAACGUACUGAUUGCGAACAAUGGAAUUGCAGCCGUCAAGGAGAUCAGAUCCGUCCGGAAAUGGGCGUACGAGACCUUCGGCGACGAGAGGGCGAUUCAGUUCACUGUCAUGGCGACACCCGAAGAUUUGCAGGCCAACGCAGACUACAUCCGAAUGGCAGAUCAAUAUGUGGAGGUGCCAGGAGGCACAAAUAAUAACAACUAUGCCAACGUAGAGUUGAUUGUCGACGUGGCCGAGAGAAUGAAUGUUCAUGCCGUAUGGGCUGGAUGGGGACAUGCAUCCGAGAACCCCAAACUGCCCGAGUCGCUGGCCGCAUCGCCCAAAAAGAUCGUGUUCAUUGGCCCACCCGGAUCCGCGAUGCGAUCGCUCGGUGACAAGAUCUCCUCGACGAUCGUAGCACAGCACGCAAAGGUGCCUUGUAUUCCGUGGUCAGGAACUGGAGUGGACACAGUCGCCGUUGACGAGGGAGGCCUGGUGACUGUUGAAGAUCACAUCUACAUGAAGGGAUGCGUCGAGUCAUGGCAAGAAGGUCUAGAGAAGGCUCAGCAAAUCGGUUUCCCAGUCAUGAUUAAGGCAUCCGAAGGUGGUGGUGGAAAGGGAAUUCGCAAAGCAGACUCCGAGGUUGGAUUCGAAGCAUUGUACAAGGCUGCUGCAAGCGAAAUCCCUGGAUCGCCUAUCUUCAUCAUGAAGCUGGCCGGAAACGCGAGGCAUUUGGAGGUUCAAUUGCUGGCAGAUGAAUACGGAAACAAUAUCUCACUUUUUGGAAGAGAUUGCUCUGUCCAGAGACGCCACCAAAAGAUUAUCGAGGAAGCGCCAGUUACUAUCGCCAAAUCUGCAACUUUCCAGGCUAUGGAGAAGGCCGCAGUGCGUCUUGGGCGAUUGGUCGGCUACGUCUCAGCUGGAACAGUCGAGUACUUGUACUCGCACUCGGAUGACAAGUUUUACUUCCUCGAGCUGAACCCUAGAUUGCAGGUUGAGCAUCCAACAACGGAGAUGGUUUCUGGUGUCAACCUGCCAGCUGCACAGCUUCAAAUUGCUAUGGGUUUGCCAUUGCACCGCAUUCGCGACAUUCGUCUCCUAUACGGCGUGGACCCUGCUGGGUCGAACGAGAUCGACUUUGAUUUCUCGAAAGAGGACAGCUCCCUCACCCAACGCCGACCAUCGCCAAAGGGCCACACUACCGCUUGCCGUAUCACCUCUGAAGAUCCCGGAGAAGGCUUCAAGCCGUCCAACGGUGUUAUGCACGAACUGAACUUCAGGAGUAGUUCGAAUGUCUGGGGUUACUUCUCCGUCGGCACAGCUGGUGGAAUUCACAGUUUCUCUGACUCUCAGUUUGGUCACAUUUUCGCCUAUGGCGAGAACAGAUCCGCGUCAAGAAAGCACAUGGUUGUGGCUCUGAAAGAGCUGAGCAUCCGUGGUGACUUCAGGACAACAGUUGAAUAUCUGAUCAAGCUGUUGGAGACCCCCGCUUUCGAGGACAACACCAUCACCACCGGCUGGCUCGAUGAACUGAUCUCGAACAAAUUGACUGCCGAGCGCCCAGACUCAAUGCUUGCUGUCGUUUGUGGUGCAGUAUGCAAGGCCCACAUUGCUAGUGAGGGUGCCAUGUCAGAAUAUAGAACCAGCUUAGAGAAGGGUCAAGUGCCCGCCAAAGAGGUUCUGAAGACUGUCUUCCAGAUCGAUUUCAUCUACGACGGCCACAGAUACAAAUUCACAGCAACGAGAUCGAGUCUUGAUAGCUACCAUCUGUUCAUCAAUGGCUCUAAGUGCUCAGUUGGCGCGAGAGCUCUCAGCGACGGCGGCCUGCUUGUUCUUCUCAGUGGACGUUCUCACAACGUUUACUGGAAGGAGGAAGUUGGAGCGACCAGAUUGAGCGUUGACAGCAUGACUUGCCUCCUUGAGCAAGAAAACGACCCCACCCAACUGAGGACUCCAUCUCCAGGAAAGCUCGUCAAGUUCACCGUUGAGAACGGCGAGCACGUCAAGGCUGGCCAGGCGUACGCCGAGGUUGAGGUCAUGAAGAUGUACAUGCCCCUUCUCGCUGGAGAAGACGGUAUUGUGCAGCUUAUCAAGCAGCCAGGAGCUACCCUCGAGGCUGGUGAUAUCAUUGGUAUACUCGCCCUGGAUGACCCAUCGAGAGUGAAGCACGCACAGCCCUUCCUCAGCCAACUACCUGACCUCGGUCGCCCACAAGUCGUCGGAACCAAGCCCGCCCAAAGAUUUGUUCUCCUUCACAAUAUCCUCCGCAACAUCCUCCAAGGGUUCGACAACCAGUUCAUCAUGAACGAGACACUUAAGGACUUGAUUGAGGUGCUCAGAGAUCCUGAGUUGCCAUAUUCGGAGUGGAAUGCCCAGUUUUCUGCGCUGCACGCCAGAAUGCCCCAGAAGCUUGACAGCCUUUUCGGUCAGAUUGUCGACCGUGCUAAGGCCCGCAAGGCAGAGUUCCCUGCCAAGAACCUGCAAAAGGCCCUCCAGAAGUUCCUCGACGAGAAUGUUGAUCCUAAUGACACUGACAUCCUCAAGUCCACCCUGGUACCGCUUACCGAGGUGCUUGAAAAAUACGUGGAUGGUCACAAAGUCAACGAGUUUAAUGUAUUCUCUGGCUUGCUUGAACAGUACGCUGAAGUCGAGAAGCUCUUCUCUAGAAGGACUUCGAGAGAUGAGGAAGUCAUCCUCAAGCUUAGGGAGGAUAAUAAGGACGACAUCCCCAAGGUUGUCCAGACUGUACUUUCGCACAGCAGAGUAGGCGCAAAGAAUAACCUCAUCCUUGCCAUUCUCGACGAGUACAGGCCAAACAGGCCUAACUCUGGUAACAUCGCCAAGUACUUCCGCCCAGCACUGAAGGGGCUCACUGAGCUUGAGUCGAGACAAACUGCCAAGGUCUCUCUUAAGGCUCGCGAGGUUCUGAUCCAGUGCGCACUUCCGUCUCUCGAGGAGCGCGCUGCCCAGAUGGAGCACAUUCUUCGCUCUUCCGUUGUCGAGUCGAGGUAUGGUGAGACUGGAUGGGACCACAGAGAGCCCAGCCUUGAGAUCCUGAAAGAAGUCGUUGACUCGAAGUACACCGUCUUCGAUGUCCUCCCCAUCUUCUUUGGUCACCAAGACGCAUGGGUCUCACUUGCUGCCCUUGAAGUUUAUAUCCGCCGUGCGUACCGUGCAUACUCAUUGAAGAAGAUUGAGUACCACAGCGAGUCUAGCGACCCACCGUUUAUUGUAUCGUGGGACUUUGUCCUCCGUAAGGUCGGACAGUCAGCGCUUGGACUGCCCGUCCAGUCCUCUCCUUCAACCCCAGCGACUCCAGUCGUGGAGAGCAGAGAUCCAUUCAAGCGUAUCAGCUCCAUUAGCGACAUGUCAUACCUUGUCAACCAGUCUGAUACGGAGACCACAAGAAAGGGUGUCAUUGUUCCUGUCCAGUAUAUUGACGAGGCCGAGGAGUACCUUGCUAGAGCCCUCGAAGUCUUCCCAUUGGCUGGCGCCAAGGUGAAGAAGCCCUCACCGAACACCCUUAUGCCUGACCUUGGCGGCAAGCGCAAGAUUCCGCAGGCAAUUCCAUUAACCCACAACGAUGAGCUUACAGCCGUCUGCAAUGUUGCCAUCCGCGAUUCCGAGUCUGCCGAUGAUGCCGAGUUACUAGUUAGGAUCAAGGCUAUUGUCAGCACCUACAAGGAUGAGCUCCUUGCGCGCCGUGUUCGACGCCUUACAUUCAUCUGCGGACACAGAGAUGGUUCUUACCCCGGCUACUUCACUUUCCGUGGCCCGCACUACGAAGAAGAUGACAGGAUCAGGCACACCGAGCCAGCUCUGGCCUAUCAGCUUGAGCUUGAGAGGUUGUCCAAGUUCAACAUCAAGCCCGUCUUCACGGCGAACAGGAACAUCCACGUUUACCAGGCUGUUGGCAAGGAUGUGGAGAGUGACAAGCGCUACUUCACACGUGCCGUGGUUCGUCCUGGACGUCUGCGUGAUGAGAUUCCUACCGCUGAAUAUCUCAUCUCGGAGGCUGACAGACUGAUGAACGAUAUUCUCGAUGCUCUAGAGAUUGUAGGCAACAAUAACUCUGAUCUUAACCACAUCUUCAUCAAUUUCUCACCAGUCUUCCCGCUCAUCCCACAAGAGGUCGAGCAGGCCCUUGCUGGUUUCUUGGAGCGAUUUGGUCGCAGGUCAUGGCGCCUCCGCGUCACUGGCGCUGAGAUCCGCAUCAUCUGCACUGACCCCGUCACUGGCAUGCCUUAUCCUCUUCGUGUUGUUAUUACCAACACUUCUGGAUACGUCAUCCAGGUCGAAAUGUACCUUGAGCGCAAGUCUGAAAAGGGCAGCGAGUGGGUGUUCCAGAGCAUUGGCGGCACGACCAAAAUUGGCUCCAUGCACUUGCGUCCAGUUUCUACGCCGUACCCUACCAAGGAGUGGCUCCAGCCCAAGAGAUACAAGGCCCAUUUGAUGGGUACUCAGUACGUCUACGAUUUCCCGGAGCUUUUCAGACAGGCUAUCCAGAACAACUGGGCCAAGGCUGUCGGCGAGCACUCCUUGCUGGCGGAAAAGCAGCCUCAAGUUGGUGAUUGCAUUGACUACAGCGAGUUGGUUCUUGAUGACCAUGACGAUCUCGCUGAGGUUUCCCGCGAGCCGGGCACUAACACCCAUGGUAUGGUUGGAUGGAUCGUGACCGCACGAACUCCCGAGUACCCCAAGGGCCGCAGAUUCAUCAUCAUCGCCAACGAUAUAACCUUCAGAAUCGGAUCCUUUGGCCCAAAGGAAGAUCACUUCUUCAACAAGUGCACUGAGCUCGCACGUAAGCUUGGAAUUCCCCGCAUCUACCUUUCUGCCAACUCUGGUGCUCGCAUCGGUAUGGCCGACGAGCUUAUCCCGCAUUUCAACGUUGCGUGGAAGGACGCCGACAGGCCAGAGGCGGGCUUCAAGUACCUGUACUUGAAUUCUGAGGCUAAGGCCAGAUUUGAGGAUGGCAAGUCGAAGGAUGUUAUCACCGAGGAGAUCGUCGAGGAUGGCGAGACGAGACACAAGAUCACCACCAUCAUCGGUGCCGAAGAUGGCCUUGGAGUUGAGUGCUUGAAGGGCUCUGGUUUGAUUGCCGGUGCUACAAGCAGAGCCUAUGAUGAUAUCUUCACCAUCACCUUGGUUACCUGCCGCUCUGUUGGUAUCGGUGCUUACCUUGUUCGCCUCGGUCAGCGUGCUAUCCAGAUCGAGGGCCAGCCAAUCAUUCUCACUGGUGCACCUGCUAUCAACAAACUCCUCGGUCGCGAAGUUUAUACCUCCAACUUGCAACUUGGUGGCACCCAGAUCAUGUACAAGAACGGUGUGUCCCACAUGACCGCCAACGAUGAUUUCGAGGGUGUAUCCAAGAUUGUCGAGUGGAUGUCGUUCGUUCCAGACAAGAAGAACAACCCCGUGCCAGUCAGCCCAGCUGUUGAUAGCUGGGACAGAGAGAUCUCGUACAUGCCUCCUGACAAGCAAGCGUUUGACGUCAGAUGGCUCAUCGCCGGUAAGGAAGACGAGGAGGGUUUCCUUUCCGGUCUCUUCGACAAGAACUCUUUCAUUGAGACUCUUGGCGGAUGGGCUCGCACUGUUGUUGUCGGCCGUGCUCGCCUCGGCGGUAUCCCAAUGGGUGUCAUCGCCGUCGAGUCUCGUUCCGUCGAGAACAUCACUCCAGCUGACCCUGCCAACCCCGAUUCCAUGGAGCAGAUCUCCAAUGAGGCUGGUGGUGUCUGGUACCCCAACUCCGCUUUCAAGACCGCACAGGCCAUCAAGGAUUUCAACAAUGGUGAGCAAUUGCCAUUGAUGAUCUUGGCGAACUGGAGAGGAUUCUCGGGUGGACAGCGUGAUAUGUUCAACGAGGUCCUUAAGUAUGGUUCAUACAUUGUCGAUGCAUUGGUCAAGUACGAGCAGCCAAUCUUCGUCUACAUUCCGCCGUUUGGCGAGCUCCGUGGUGGAUCAUGGGUUGUCGUUGACCCAACCAUCAACCCCGAUUGCAUGGAGAUGUACGCCGACGAAGACUCCCGCGGUGGUAUCCUCGAGCCCGAGGGUAUCGUCAACAUCAAGUUCCGCCGCGAGAAGCAGCUUGAGACCAUGGCCCGCCUGGACCCCAUCUACGGCGCCCUCAAGAAGCAGCUCUCCGACUCUUCUCUCAGCCCGGAGCAGCUCGCCGAAGUCGCCGACCAGAUGCAGGCCCGCGAGCGCCUCCUGCUGCCCGUCUACGCGCAGGUCUCCCUCCAGUUCGCGGACCUCCACGAUCGCGCUGGCCGCAUGAAGGCCAAGGGCGUCAUCCGCGACUCGCUGAAGUGGCGCAACGCGCGUCGCUUCUUCUACUGGCGUGUUCGCCGCCGCUUAAACGAGGAGUACAUCGUCAAGCGCAUGGCGAUUGCUGCGCCAGCGCAGCCCGGCGCCACUGGGACGCGCGCGCGCUCUCUGCAGUUGUUGGAGGCGUGGAGUGGGAUUGUCAACUUCGGGACGGCGGAUCGCGAGGUGGCGUUGUGGUAUGAGGAGAAUAGGAAGCAGGUCCAUGAUAAGGUUGAGGCGAUGAAGGGGGAGUCGACGGCGGGAGAGAUUGCGAGGUUGUUGAGGGAGGGUGGAAAAGUUGGGUUGAGGGGUGUGAAGUUGGUGCUGGGCAUGUUGCCGGCGGGCGAGAGGGAGGAGGCUCUGAAGUUCUUGAGCCAGGCAUAGAAGAGGCGUGAUGGGUGAAUAUAGAAUUGUAUGAUAAUGGAGGCUGAGCUGCGGAGACGCAGGUGUCGGUAUUGCUGUAUGGGCUUGUUUUGGGCUAUGAAGCGCAUGUGCAAGAAUUUUUUAGAUGUUUGAAAUGGAGUUUGUUCUGUUAGGAUUAUUUAUUUGAUGAUAUUUACAUUUGGUUGUAACUCAACUGGCC